Molecule: messenger RNA, 2310 nt
Organism: Chaetomium fimeti
Lineage: Eukaryota; Fungi; Ascomycota; Sordariomycetes; Sordariales; Chaetomiaceae
Exons: 2
Coding region: 258-2258 (666 amino acids)
Source: RefSeq, a predicted model, not a curated record
UCACCCUUCAUGCUCCGAAAUGCAACCAUUUCCAGCCUUGUGGACCCCGAGGGGGCGCCCUGGCCUGUCCUGCUCUGCCUGUGCCCCUCCCCGUGUCCCAAUGCCUCCGACCCCCUCCGCAUCCCACGUACGAGUUAAAACGGCACCAACACACCCCCUCCUUAUCCGUCAUCCCAUUUGCCUUCUCCCAGAACUGACAAUCGUAACUGCUCUUCGCCCAAUGCCCUUGGCCUCUCGCCAUUGAACCUGCCUCCAUCAUGAUCCCGACGGAUAGGGGAAGACGACCCCUGCGGGGUAACGAUGAUAUGGAUGACGACGACGGAACCUAUUACAGUGACGGAGGGAGCAGUUGCAGCUACUCUAUCUUUUCGUACGACGACUUCUCAUCGCGAGACAGACAGGACCGGGGCCCCGUAUUUCGUCUCAAAAGCGGAGAGCAGGACAAGGCCGUCUACGAAGCAUGGAACGUUUAUUACUAUCCCGGCAAGCGGGAGGCACUCGACGGCCGGAAAGUGCUCGGAAUUACCUCUCAGAACUUCGAGGAGAUACCUAGCCGCACCGAGUUGAGGCGCCAGCCGUCUGCGCAGUCAGAACUAGCAGACAUGCAUCUGCGCGCCAUUGAGGAUUUCAAGACGCAACACAAGCGGUGCUGGGCCACGCGAGCUCUCCGUGGAAGGGGCAAGACUUACGAGCAGGAUCUCGACGAGAGGUGUCGCGGCGUCCCCGCCGACGUCAGAAAGACCGUGACGGACCUCCUUUUCGACAAGGGUAGGGCAACGUCAACACGUUACCGGACGCGAGCCUGGACGGUCGUCGCGAUGCGGGAGCAGCUGCAGGAUCGCUUCGCUAGCACCGACUUCGCGGACGUGAAGCGGCACAAGGUCCGCUUUUGGAAGAACCCCAAACCCCAGGAACACUUGCUGUAUACUGUGGUCAUCCGAGGAGCCGAGACCAAGGUUGUCCCGGCCGGUGAGGACGGCCUUGCCACCUUCUCUCCAAUCUCCAACCCCUGGAUGCACUGCGACGAUGACGAAAGACGCCGCAGAGCACGCGAGGAACGCGAGCGACGUGACGCCGCUCGCCAGAAGAGGCGCACGUUGUCGCCGUCCUUCAGAGCUCCCUCCCCGUCAUAUCGGGCCCGGUCCCCAUCGUACCGCGCCCGUUCCCCGUCAUGCGGAACCCGGACGCGCUCCGUCUCGCCACCCUCGUACCGCAGCUGGCGGGGCCGCUACGACUCGCCGCCGCCGUCAGCCCGAUACUCGCGCAGCGACACGCCUCCCCCGUACCGGUCCUCCAGCCCGCGCGCGUCCCCACUCCCCAGUCGCUCCCCUAGCGUCCGCAUCCGCGUCGUCCCGCGCUACACCCCGACCAACUUCGACGACACCCCCUUCCCCCCAACCCCGCCUGAAUCAUACACCCCGCCCCCGGGCGUAUCGGCGUACAACCGCCCCUGCACGUUCGCGCCGCCGCCGGCCUUCCCCUCACCCUACACGGCCCCGACGAUCAGCCCCUUCCAGCCGCGGCUGCCCUACCCGGCGCCGCAGAUGCCGGUGCACCACCCAAUGGCCAACAACCCCCUGCCGACAACCGACACCAACCCGCCCACCCCGGCAACCUGCCUCGGCUGCCGCACCACGCGUGCGCCGCCGUGCGUCCACCACCCACGAAGCAUGCUCUGCCGCAAGCCCAUUCUCUUCCACGCCGGCCUCCCCUACCACCCGCCGUGCAUCCCCUGCGGGACGUCACCGCCCACCGGCCCAACCUACCCCCACACGAUCAUCAGCACGGGCAUGGGACGAUACCCCCGACCCGUCAACUCGCACCCCAACCUCAACAACAACCACCUCACCACCACCAACUUCACCACCACCCGCCUCCCGGCCUACGACAUCCCCCUCUCCCGCUACAUCCCCCCGCACCGCAUCCCCCACCAGCCACAACCCCCCCUACCCGCCUCGCACCCCACAAACAGCAGCAGCAUCAACAACUGGUUCCCCGACUCUCCCGGGCCCAUGCCGCCGGCGCCGAACCCCUUCUCGCCGCUGUCGACGCCGCUGCUGACCAGCGUGGGCAGUGGGUCAAGUGCGGGUGGGUCGAGCCCCGCGCUGUCACACGCUUCGUCGUCGUCGCCGUCGUCGUCGUCGUCGUUGUCGGGUGCGCGGACGCCGGUGCAGGAGAUCGAGGCGGGGGUGGAGGUUGUGAGGGUUGAUGGGGAUGGGGAGGGGGAGGGGGUUGGUGAGGUGGGUGGGUUGGAGUAAUCUGUAGGGUGGUCUCUCCUUUUCUUCUUCUUUGGGUCGUUUGGUAUGUUUG